Musa acuminata subsp. malaccensis (wild Malaysian banana) is the source of this 2951-nucleotide messenger RNA. Its product is annotated as pentatricopeptide repeat-containing protein At3g22150, chloroplastic. Gene Ontology annotation, molecular function: RNA binding; protein binding. Gene Ontology annotation, biological process: RNA modification. NCBI's taxonomy places the organism in Eukaryota, Viridiplantae, Streptophyta, Magnoliopsida, Zingiberales, Musaceae. Gene Ontology annotation, cellular component: intracellular membrane-bounded organelle. The record is from RefSeq and is a predicted model, not a curated record.
GAUUUGAUGUAAGGAUAAAUAGAAAUUAAAAAGUACAAGAGAAAAAUGGGGCGUCGAGGAAGCUCACGAAUUGGACCAUGGCAUUCCCCCCGCUGCCGCUCCACCACGUUACCCGCACCGCCCACUUUUUCUCUCCUCCUGCUGCUGCUGCUCCACCACCAUCUUCUCUUUUGCCUGCCACUCUCCCCGCAGCGAACCAGGAAGCCAAGCAUCCCAAUCACCGCCGUCGUGGCAUCCUCCUCCGACAUGAGCAACAGCAAGAGCAACCACAAGAGUCUCCCCAGGACCCGCAGGCCAGAAGAGAGAAGCACAAUAAUUAUCCCAAGCUCACCAUUCGAGCCCGGCUGAGCCAGCUCUGCAAGGAGGGCCGUCUUGACGCAGCCCGUCGCCUCCUCUCCGAUUCCCUCGCCCGCUCUGCCCCCACCCCCACGCUUCUCUGGAACACCCUCCUCAUUGGCUACGUCUGCAACUCCCUCCCCCACGAGGCCCUCCGCCUCUACGCCCUAAUGAACUCUUCCUCCUCCCACCACCACUCUCGUCAUGGCUGCCCCCGCUCCGACGCAUACACUUACUCCUCCGCGCUAAAGGCCUGCGCUGACUCCCGCCAGCUUCGGCUCGGCAAAUCCAUCCACUGCCACGUCAUCCGUCGCUCUCGGGCACCCCCCAAGAGCCAGAUCCUCAAUAACUCCCUUCUCAACAUGUACGCUUCCGCUCUUGAGCCUGAGACGUCCCACGCCGAUACCAUCCGUUUCUUGUUCGAUAGAAUGCCUAAGAGAAAUGUCGUUGCGUGGAAUACAUUGAUCGGAUGGUACGUCCGAUGCCGCCGUCCUGAUCGUGCGUUGGCACAGUUUAGGCUUAUGCUGGAGGUCGGUAUUCGGCCAACUCCUGUCAGUUUUAUCACCGUCUUCCCAGCGGUUGCUGCUACGGAGGAGGGUAGCCAGUACGGCGACGUGCUCUAUGGGUUGAUUGUUAAGCAUGGCCAUCACUAUAUCGACGAUCAGUUUGUCAUCAGCUCCGCUGUUUUGAUGUACGCCCAACUUUCGGAGGUCCAAUCAGCGAGGCGGAUAUUUGAUCAAGCGAAGGAGAAAAAUACGCAAGUGUGGAACACCAUGAUUGGUGGGUACGUUCAGAAUGGUGGUUACGGUGAAGCUCUUGCUCUCUUGGUCCAGAUUUUGGAGUCAAACAUGGUUGAUCCCGACGCUGUGACGUUUCUCUCCUCCCUAAUGGCGGUCUCGCAGUCGCAGGAUCUCGGGCUGGGGAAACAAGUCCAUGCAUAUCUGAUCAAGAGGAAUUGUUCCCUGCUGCCUUUGGUGCUGUGCAAUGCGCUCAUAGUUAUGUAUUCGCGGUGUGGUAAAGUUCAGGUUGCGCUCGAGCUUUUCCGUCGGAUGCCCCAGAGAGAUGUCGUCUCAUGGAACACCAUGAUUUCGGCUUUUGUGCAGAACGGUUUAAAUCUCGAGGGGGUAUCGCUGGUGUACGAGAUGCAGAAAGAUGGGUUUUUGGUGGAUUCAGUGACUGCGGCGGCUUUGCUUUCGGCAGCAUCCGAUGCGGGCAAUAUCAUGAUGGGAAAAGAGACGCAUGGUUACCUCCUUCGGCACGGCGUCAAGUUUGAUGGGAUCGCUAGUUAUCUGAUAGACAUGUAUGCAAAGUCGGGCUCGGUCGAGAUCGCACGGCGACUGUUUGAUGGGGAGCAAGCGGAUGAGCGAGAUAGAGUCACCUGGAAUGCGAUGAUUGCUGGGUACACCCAUAGCGGGCAGACCGAAGAAGCUACGGCCGUGUUGAGAAAGAUGCUUAAAGAACGCCUGACGCCCAAUGCAGUGACGCUGGCGUCCAUCCUUCCUGCCUGUAGCCCGGUUGGAGGAAUCCGAGCUGGUAAAGAGAUCCAUGGGUUUGCCGUUCGCCGGUAUCUAGACGAGAAUGUGUUCGUGGGCACAGCAUUGAUCGACAUGUACUCCAGAUGCGGUCACAUCUCGUUUGCGGAAAGAACGUUCGAUGGCAUGGAGGACAGGAACACUGUCACUUACACAACGAUGCUGUCAGGCUUUGGUCAGCACGGGCUCGGUGAAAAAGCUUUGACUCUGUUUAGCUCCAUGAGAGAAGCAGGGGUAAGACCCGAUGGCAUCACCUUCGUAGCACUUAUAUCGGGGUGUAGUUCCUCCGGGUUGGUAGACGAAGGUGUCGCAGUAUAUGAAUCAAUGGAGGAAUUUGGCGUAGAGGCAACUCCGGAACAUCAUUGUUGCGUGGUGGAUUUAUUGGGUAGGGCUGGAAGAGUGGAGGAAGCAUAUGAGUUGGCUAAAGGAUUAGGGGAUGAUGGAAAUUAUGCAGGAAUCUGGGGUUCUUUGCUUGCCGCAUGUAGGAUUCAUCGCAAACUGGAGUUGGGGGAGUCGGUAGCUGACAGGCUGUUUGAGAUAGGGAAGGAGAGGGGACUUGCGGGUUAUCGUGUUCUUCUUUCGAACGUGUAUGCCGCCGACAGGAACUGGGACAAUGUGGAUAGGGUGAGAAAGGAGAUGAGAGAAAGAGGACUGAGGAAGGAACCUGGUUCCAGUUGGAUCCAAGUUGGGGAUUGGUCACACCGAUUCAUGUCUCGGGACCGAACCCACCCAGAGAACGACCAGAUAUAUGCGAUGCUUCGAGGGUUAGCUUUGGAGAUGAAAUCACCAGGUUAUGACACCACCCUCCGACCUUGCGAUUCUGAUUCCACAAGCAGCAGUAUGACAACUUUGUUGGAUGCUAGUGCGACGUGAAGGUAGACCCUGCGCAUCUCCUCUAUUACUCUAUUCUUCUGCCUGUGAUCUUUUGGCUCCCAUGGGUGAGAGAUGAACGAUAAGAUUCGCUUGUGCAGAGGACAUUGAUCCGACUGAGUGACAGACAAAACAAUUCUAAUUGCUUAUGUAUGUAUGUAUGUAUAGCUUCAUAAUCCCGACUUCGUUGUGAGGUAUGGGCACGAGAAGACU